Molecule: messenger RNA, 1092 nt
Organism: Trypanosoma brucei brucei TREU927
Lineage: Eukaryota; Euglenozoa; Kinetoplastea; Trypanosomatida; Trypanosomatidae
Exons: 1
Coding region: 1-1092 (363 amino acids)
Source: RefSeq, a predicted model, not a curated record
AUGGGUGUUGGUUUUCAGAGUAAAAAACUACAAAACUUUUGUCACAGCGGAGCUGGCGAGAUGUGUGCACUAGAGAAUUGUAUUCCCCGUUGGGGAAGCUUUCCGUGUAACGCCCCAGGGUUAACGCCAGUUUACGAACUGUCCAGUUUCGAGAACGUUGAAUUGCCUUUGAUUUUUCAAAAGUCAAAUAUCGGUGAUUUAUUGGCUUCAACUUCUGACUCAGUGGGGCAGCUUAAUGGGUUUCAGGCUCGACAUUCGAAUACCGAGGGAAUAAAGUCCCAAGUCAGUUACACCUCAGUUGCGCUGUCAACCACGAACCGGGAAAAUUUGUUUGGAUGGGUUGAUUGUGCAGCGCUGCCACUCUGUAGUUCAUCCACGGCGGGUGCCAGUAUUCUACUUGUGACGUUACUGACCCGUGAAAGCCGUGGUAAAUCCUGUAUGUGCAUUUUAGAUGACUUGGUUUGUCAGCUGUCCAACGGCCCCUUUAAUUGGGGCUGCGGUGGAGAUUGCCAUGACCUUAUUUCAAUUUCCCUUCCGUCAGAGCCACGCAAUCACGCAGCUUGCCCGAUUAUCUUGCCCAUUGCAAAACUGUCAAGGAAAGAGAUUUGGUUAAGGGAAGCUGCGCCUAAAAUGGAUGUGGAAACAAUUAUUUACGAAGGAGACAACCAACAGCAUUUAGUGGACGACGUCGCCAACGGGACCAAUGCUGGCAGCUGCGCAGUAAUGGAAGCGGGUUGCCGACCCGAGACGGCACUUGGGCCUGAGAAUGUGAAGUAUGGAGAUAAUGAAUCUGUUACUCAGUGUGAGGUAACUGUUGACAUAACCCCAAGUACGGAACCGUCUGCGCGUUGUUUGCAUUUCUCCGAGUGCACAACACCCGUUUCGUCCAACAGGUCCUUCAUGGAGCCCAUCCCACUGAGUAAUAUGGAAUCAAAGGCGCUGCGGUGCCGCAAGUUUGAUGGUACGUCAUAUGAAGUUCUGCGCCGCCGUGCACACAGUGACGCCUUGUCGCUUAUUUUGAAAAAGUACAGCGAACACUUGGAGCGUGUGUCGCAGACAAGCGGAAGACGUGGGCUUGACGCGCAUUGUUAG